CGCAAGUCUAAUAUGGUGUCAGCUGUUGCAAAGUAAAAUUGCGUAAAAUUUAUAACAAUGUAAAAUUGUGUGCAAUAAUUAAACGAUUUUUGUGCUAUGGACGAAGAAAUUGAUAUAUAUGCGGAUAUACCAAGUUUUAAUGAAAAUGAUUCACAUAAAUGUAAACAAUGCGUGAAAUUGGAAACACAAUUAAAUGAAUUGACGAAUAAAUUUAAGGGUCUUGAGAAAUGUAGUAAAAUAUUGGAGGAUAAUUACUCGUCACUAUUAUUGACAGCUAAAGGUGAAAUCACGAGAAAGGAACGAAUGAUCGAUGAUCUUCGACAACAAUUGAAUGAUAGAACAUUUCGACGAGGAAAAUACAGACAAGAUACACAAAUUUCUAAAUCCAAAUUUACUAAUGAAUCACAGGUUCAUGUUCCAAUACCACCACCGGAGAUUAUAAAAAAUAUUGAACCUCAAAAUGCAAUUGUCGACGUGUCCGAAUAUAUUUGUAAUUCAGCGCCAAAUAUUAAAGACGACGAUGACGUUGAACAAAAAUAUGAACCAAAUAAAAUUUUCAAUACCGUUUAUUCUCAAAGACUUAGGAAAAAAUUACAAGAUGAAGACAAUAAAAAGAAGAUAUUGGAGAAUCAAGAGAGUGAAAAUGAGAAGAAAAUUGAAGAAAACAUGGAAAGAAAAGAAGAAUUGGAAAAUAUAAAAUCACCUGUGCCUGAUAAUUUAAAGGAAUUAAAUGUAAAAUGUAAUAUACAUAACAAGGAAAAUGUAUCAUCUUCAAAUCAAUUACAAUCAUCGACAUUAAAUUCACAAUCAACAAUAACGAGUUCUUUAAAUGAGGAAAAUUCCAUUAAAAAUAAAACUAUUUUCACAAAUAAAUCAUCAACUAAAAGAUCUCACGAUGAUAAUGAUGAAAUUAUUUCAAAUAAACGUAUAAAAACAGAAAUAGUUUACGAGCAUUAUCGCGAAAAUUGGGGCAUUGAUAAUGAAACAGAAUCAAUUGAAAAACAAAAUCAUAAAUCUGAAACUUAUAAUUAUAAUACUAAUUUUGGAAAAUUUAAUGAAAUAAAUGAUGAGAAAUAUAGUAAAAAAAUGGAAAAUUCUAGUCAUGAUUCACGUCUCAAUCAAAUUUCAGAACAAUCAAUAUCAACAUUUCUUCAAGAAAAACGUAGAGAUGUGGAAAAAAGAGAGAAUUAUGAUAGAGGAAGACAUGAACAUGAUAAAUAUAGAAAUAAAUACGAUUCAGAGAGAUAUUAUGAUAAUGAUAGAGAUCAUAGGGAUGUAAUUAAGCAUAAAAAAUAUGAGAGAGAUUAUUAUAGACAUGAGAAAUAUGAUAAGAGAAGAUACGAUGAUAAAUAUGAAAAUACAAGAUAUGAACGAGAACGAAAUGAUAAAUAUAGUAAAAGAACAAGAAGAUCGGAAAGUUUAAGUCCAGAGAGAAAUUAUUCGAGAUAUAAAGACAAUUUAAGAGGCGAUAAUUUUGGACAACGGCAGAAGGAGAAAUUUAAUGAGAAUCAGAAAAAUAAAAAUGAAGAUUGGCGAGAUAAAUUUGAUCGUCCUUGUGAUACGGAUGUUAAAUUAACAAUGAAUGAUUUCAAUUCUAGAAGACAACAAUGGCGAAACAAUAGUAAUAAUUGUUCAGCGAGAAGUAAAAGUUGUGGUAGCGGUAGAGAUAGAAGAGAUAAUAUUUACAAUUCCGAAAGAAGUAGAAGUAGAGGUAAAGAAUUAAAAAUUACCGAUCCAAAUAAAAAAAUUAGUUUGGAAAAUUAUAGAGCACGAAGAGAUCAACGCAGUGAUUCCUCGGAGAAGAAAAUUAAUAGAAAAAGUUCAGAGAAGGAACAGAAGUUAAAAGAAAAUUCCACAAGAAAUAGAAGAUCAAGUACGGAUAAAAUUUCAAAAAAAGAUGAAUUUAUAGAAUCAAAAAUUAUUUCCAAUGAAAAAAACCAAACGAUUUUAGUAAAAAAGAAUACAAAACUUUCAAAUAUUCCCGAAGAAUCAAUAAAUAAGAAAUUAGAGGACGGAGAACAUUCUAAAAAUAAAAAUACUUUAAAAUUGUCAGUAAUUUCAAAUUUAGAAGAAAAAGGAAAAAUUGAAAAAAAAGAGAUCACAAAAAUUGAAAUUAAUAACAAGACAAAAGAUAGUGAAAAUUCUAAUAAAGAAAUAUUGCUCACGGAUAAUUUGCCCAACGAAAUCAAGGAAAAAAAUAAUGAAAAUAAAUUAACAAAUUCAAAUCCUAAACUGGUUCAAGCAAUUCUUGGUGAAAUUUUAAACAACACUAUCGAGAGACAUGUACAAAGUCUCGAUUCAUUUAUUGAAUCGGCAGAGAGAAUUUUGGAAGAAAAUAAAGAGGGUUACAAUAGUGCCAAAGAAAUAUCAAAAGAAAUGACAAAUGAAUUAAGAGAUGAAAUAAAUGGAACAAUUGAAAAAAAUAAUACAAAUAAAAUUGAAAACAUAGACAAACAAUUGGAAAAAAUAAGUCCUAUUAAAAAAAAUCAAGUAUCAACAGAAGUAGAGGGGAAAAUUUCAAAUACAAUGAAGCAAAAUAAAAAAUGUGAAACUAUAAAAUUAAAAGUAACAACAAAAAAUGAGAAAACUGAUCCAGGCAUUAAAGAAAAUCAGGAAAUAAUUUUAAAACCUACAAUUUCAAGUCUAAAGGAAGAAAAACAGGGAAAAAUUGUCGACAAUUCCAAGUGUAAAAUUUUAAGUCCUAAAAAAGAAAAUCGGGAAAAAAGUACCGAAAAUUUAAAAUGUAGAAUUUUAGCACCAAACGAACAAAAUCCAAAAAAAUUUAUAGAAAAUUCAGAACCUAAAAUUACAAGUACAAAAGAAGAAAAUAAAGAACAAAUUACAGAAAGUAAAUUGAAAAUUUCAAAUACAAAAGAAGAAAAUCAAGGAAAAAUUGCAGAAAAUUCAAAGUUAAAAAUUACAAACAAAGAAAAUCGAGAAAAAAUUACAGAAAAUUCAAAACCUAAAGUUUCGAGUUCAAAAGAGGAAAAUAAAACAACAGAAAAUUUAAAACCUAAAGUUUCAAGUUCAAAACAAGAAAAUCAAGAAAAAAUUAACGAAAAUGCAAAACCUAAAGUUUUCAGUUCAAAAGAGGAAAAUAAAACUACAGAAAAUUUAAAACCUAAAGUUUCAAGUUCAAAACAAGAAAAUCAAGAAAAAAUUAACGAAAAUGUAAAGUGUAAAAUUUCAAAUCCCGAAAAUGAAAAUCGAGAAAAAAUUAAGGAAAAUUUAAAAUCUAAAAUUUCAAAUACAAAAAAGGAAAAUGGAGAGGAAAUAAUUGAAAAUUCAAAAUCGAAAAUUUCAAAUCCAAAAGAAGAAAAUAAAAAUAUAGAAAAUUCAAAGUCAAAAAUUUCAAAUUCAAAGAAAGAAAAUCAUGAAAAAAUUAUAAAGGAUUCAAAAUCUAAAAUUCCGAGACCAAAUGAAGAAAAUGGAGAAAAAAUAACAGUACAUUUAAAACAUAAAAAUUCAAAUUUAAAAGAAGAAAAUAAAAAUACAGAAAAUUCCAAGCCUAAAAUUUCAAAUCCAAAAGAAGGGAAUCAGGAAAAAAUUAUUCCAAAUUCAAAAGAAGAAAAUCAAUUAAAAGUAAUUGAAAAUUUGAAGCCUAAAAUUUCGAAUUCAAAAGAAGAAAAUAAAAAUGCAGAAAUUUCAAAGCUUAAAAUUUCGAAUUCAAAAGAAGAGACUAAAAAUAUAGAGAAAGGAGUGAAAAUUACAGAAACUAAAAUUGUAUGUUCAGAAAAUAAAAUUCUAAAACCAUUGGAUGAAUGUUGUGUAGAUGUGAAAAAAGUUUCUAUUUCAUCAACAAUAAAAGUUCAAAAUUUACCAAAACAAGUGGAAUCAAAUUCAAUUCAAAUGGGAAAUAUUUCAAGUGCCGUGAAGGAAAGGAGAAAAAUUAUGAAAGAACAAAAAACAAUUGAAGCCCAACAGAAAAUAAAUGAUCAACUUUUAUUAUUAAAAUCAAAAGAAGUGAAAAAACCAAUUUCAAAAAUAAAACAAGAAACAACGGAUAUAAAAUCUAAAACAAAAAAAAUUGAUGAUAAACUAAAGAAGAAAAAAUUAGUGAUUGUAAAACGAAGAACCAGACCUGUUAUUUUAACCGAUAGUAAUGCAUCGACGACAAUUGUCUCAAAAGAAAAUAUGAUUGUGAACAUUAAAUUAAAUACUAGUGGGGAAAAAAAUAAUUUAUUAUCCUAAAAAAAAAGAAAGAAAAGGUAUUCUUGAAAAAAAGUGUUUUUGAAAGAAAUCUAAAAUAGUAAUUAAUAAAAAAGGGACAUUUUUUCAAAAAAAAAAAAUAAUUUUAAAUCAUUGUUUUCAAGAAUAAUAAUUGAAGAGCGUCUAAUAGGAAAAGCAAAUUUUUUGGAGCAUUUUAGUUUUAUACUUUAUUUUGACCCCCCCCCCAAAUAUAAAUCUAUACAAUUUCCACAACAAUAGAUGAAAAAAGAGAGGGGAGAAAAUUUCUACAAGGGUGAUUUUAGAUUUAGUGAGAGGGUGCAACAACAACAACAACUGUAUAUAUGUAAGCGCCGACGCGAUUUCUCUCUCUCUCUCUCUCUGACGUCAGGAUAGACGCCGAGCGUCCCCGUGGUUUUUGCGCUGUCGCGUUACAGCUGACGACGACGACGACGACGACGAUAAACAACGUCGUCCAAAACAUGGACGUUAUCAAUAAUCUUACUUCAAAGUAACUAAAAAAAAAAAAUUGUGAGUUCUAUUUUCCUAUAAUUCAUCAAUAUUGUAAUUUUCCCCCCCCAAAAAAAGUGUACUUUUUCAAAAAUCAAUUGAUAUAAAAAUUGUACUCGUCUUUCUCUAAUCUAAUAAUAUUCUUACGCAUCUAGUAAAAGUGUGACGAUACGAGGCAACAGAAGUGCUUUAGUAGGCUUUCGAUCCAAAUUGAUUAUUCUUGUGCGGUUGUGUGUGGAAUUUCAGUGAGAAUAUUAUAAUACAUUCGUUUGAGAGCAAAAAAAAAAAAAAAAAAGAAAA
Molecule: messenger RNA, 4977 nt
Organism: Leptopilina boulardi
Lineage: Eukaryota; Metazoa; Arthropoda; Insecta; Hymenoptera; Figitidae
Gene: FLASH
Exons: 6
Coding region: 97-4191 (1364 amino acids)
Source: RefSeq, a predicted model, not a curated record